This is a messenger RNA of Frankliniella occidentalis (western flower thrips), 1359 nucleotides long. RefSeq lists its product as uncharacterized. The coding region runs from base 79 to 696 and encodes 205 amino acids. The transcript is spliced from 3 exons. NCBI's taxonomy places the organism in Eukaryota, Metazoa, Arthropoda, Insecta, Thysanoptera, Thripidae. Gene Ontology annotation, biological process: neuropeptide signaling pathway. The record is from RefSeq and is a predicted model, not a curated record. Gene Ontology annotation, molecular function: neuropeptide hormone activity.
UAACGCCCUGCCCGUGCUGGCCCUUAGGGGCUGACGCGGGACUUGGUCACGCAGGUCUUGCAGCCCGGCCAGACGGGGAUGUGGUUCGGGCCGAGACUAGGGCGGCGCCGCCGCCGUGACGUCGCCGCUGCCAUGCCCUCCGCGACCUCGGCCACGGCGUCCAGCGGACGCCGCAAGCGUUCGGUGCAGAUGUCCCAGGACGGCGACGUGGACAACGACAUCCCCUGGAAGCUUGCCGAGUUGCUGCGGGAGCUGCAAGGGGCGAAGCGCUCGCCGACACCAUGCGACUCCUCCGACAUCAACUGCCUCCUGUCCAACAUUGCUAACGGCGGCUCGAACUACGCUCCGUCAGAGCAGGAGCAGCGCUCUCGCUCUGAGGGCAACCUCGUGAACUUCACCCCUCGCCUGGGCCGGGAGAGUGGCGAGCAGCCCGAGGACCUCGAGGGCUCGAUGGGAGGCGCGGCCACAUCGCGACAGCUGCGCACGGACAGCGAGCCUACCUGGGGGUUCUCGCCACGUUUGGGCCGUCGCCUGCUGCCACCGGGCACCGUGGACGUGCACGCCCCGGCUGGAGUCCCACCCUCCCCGGCCAGCCUACAACCCUUGUUGGCCCUCCAGCGGUCCAGGGGUGGACGCUCCGCGCGGUCCGCGCCGACGGACAAGGGAACAGGGAGCCAAGGACAAGCUCAGGUGUAGUCGAUAAACUGCAUUAAGGAAUGAAGGUGGAAAAAUGAGAAAGAAACAAACAAAACAAUUGGCCGUGAAGAUGGUAUGAGACCAAGUGGAAUUACGCUACAUGUUUUCAACUUUAGAUCAUAGAGUGUGGAACAAGAUUGACUUUGGCUGGAUAAAUCUCUGUUCUCCAUUUUAAUAAAAUCAUCAUUAUUCACUCAUUUUUUUCUGAUAUGUAGCACUUGCUUAAAAUGUGUGAUAGUCCUUAUUGCAUUGACCUGAAUUUAACUAAAUUGAUUAACACAUUGUGCCUGACAUGACUUUCUUAUGGUCAUGCUUUGCUGUAAAACGCCACCCCUUUAAUUACCUGCCAGACUCAAUGUGUUAACAAUAAUUGUAGGGUAAAAGUCCUCAGGAUGGAUUUUAGUGCCUCAAAUUUUGGAACACCUUAGGAGUACUUUUAUGCAUGUGAUAGUAUGUUAUUUAUUUUGUGACGACUUCAGGUAAGGGAAUGACAGGAAACAUGAUUUUAUCUGAAAUUUGUGGCACAAACUGGGUCCUCCAUUCUUAGGAUAUUUUCUUUCACUCGAUUUAUUUUCCCAAAAGAGUAAAAUUAACUUUUGUAUUUGUUAACCAUCGUUAUGUUAGCGAAACUAAGAGAAAAAUAAAAGGAGCAUCACACUAUAA